Messenger RNA from Diaporthe batatas, 3281 nucleotides. RefSeq lists its product as uncharacterized. The transcript is spliced from 3 exons. Gene Ontology annotation, molecular function: protein kinase activity; ATP binding. Gene Ontology annotation, cellular component: nucleus; centrosome; cytoplasm. The record is from RefSeq and is a predicted model, not a curated record. The coding region runs from base 276 to 2417 and encodes 713 amino acids. Lineage: Eukaryota; Fungi; Ascomycota; Sordariomycetes; Diaporthales; Diaporthaceae. Gene Ontology annotation, biological process: protein phosphorylation; chromosome segregation.
GGUCCGAGCACACUACCACCACCACCUCACCUUGCCUCACCUCAAAGCUUCGAUCCUCCUAACGCAACCUUCCCGCAGCUCCAUCUAAGCAGUGGCCAUCUCCCUGAAAAAACAACAAACCCGACCUAGGUCGACCGAGUCCUACUAACACCAGCAGGCACACCCAUCACAUCUUGCACCUUGAGUGAUCCUUUGCAUUUGUUCGCUUCUCCCUCAGCUUAUGGAUCGUCCUCAGCCCGCCCAUUGACAAAGACUGCCCGCUUCUAUAUUUCAAGAUGUCGUCGGACAGCUCCGACAAGUACGAGGUCCUCGAGAAGAUCGGCCAUGGCUCCUUUGGAAUCAUUCGCAAGGUUCGAAGGAAGGAGGAUAACAUGGUUCUCUGUCGCAAGGAGAUCAGCUACCUGAAGAUGUCACAGAAGGAGAGGGAACAGCUCCAUGCCGAAUUCACCAUCCUCUCGUCUCUCCGUCACCCGAACAUUGUUGGAUACUACAGCCGGGAGCACCUCAAGACCACACAGGACCUCCACAUCUAUAUGGAGUAUUGCGGCAAUGGCGACCUCGGUCGGGUCAUCCGUGACCUGCAGAACAAGAGUCAAUACGCGGAAGAGGCAUUCGUCUGGAGCAUCUUUUCGCAGCUCGUAACAGCCCUGUACAGGUGUCACUACGGCAUCGAUCCCCCAGAAGUUGGAAAAGACGUCAUGGGGCUGGGCCCUUCUGCAAAGCCCAAGACUCCACCAGGUGGCAUGACCAUCCUGCAUCGGGAUCUGAAACCAGAGAACAUCUUUCUCGGCGAAGACAACUCGGUCAAACUUGGCGACUUCGGACUGUCAAAGGUAUUGACAUCACAACAAUUCGCAUCAACGUACGUCGGGACGCCGUUCUACAUGUCUCCAGAGAUAUGUGCUGCUGAGAACUAUACACUCAAAUCGGACGUCUGGUCACUGGGAUGCAUCAUCUACGAACUUUGCACGAAGGAGCCUCCAUUCAAUGCCAAGUCACACUACCAACUGGUCCAAAAGAUCAAGGAGGGAAAAGUCGCACCAUUGCCGGGUGUGUACUCGGCAGAGCUCAGUGCUGUCAUCAGGGACUGCUUGAAGGUCAACCCAGACAGGAGACCAGACACAGCAGCCCUGUUGAACUUGCCCGUCGUGCGGCUGAUGCGAAAGGAGCGAGAGGUGGUAGAAAUGAGCCGCGCACUUCAUAAGCGGGAGAUGGCCCUCUCUAAGAAGGAGGACUCGGUGAAUCGGCGCGCGAGAGAGGUUGAGAAGAGACUGCUCCGCUUGGACUCUGAGAAGAUGACCAUGAGGCAGGAGAUCGACUCGUCUCUGCGACGAGAAUGGGAGGCGAGAGCCCGCUUGGAAAUUGAUCGCCUGGUCAACCUCGAGAUCGAACAGCUCCAGAGCAAGUACGAGGAGGAGGUUCAGGCCCGUGUCCAGGUCGAGCUGCAACAACAUAAGAAAUUGGUCUCACAAACCAACGAGCAUCAGCGGAUGGAGUUCAGCUCAUCGGGAGCGAAGUCUGAAUUCCCCUACUCUUCCAUUGGCGCAAGCAGCAAUCAGAGCAGCCUGACUACCGGAACAGACAUGACCGACCUGUCAGAAAUGGGCCCGGACACCCCAAAGGACGAACUCAAAAAGGCGGCAAGAACCCCCUUUGUCCGCGCCGCGACCAUGUACGCUGGCCCUCUGGGUACUCCGAUGGACGUAGACAAUCUCUCGCCAUCCCCUUGCGCAAUCGCUUCUCUAUCCCUAUCACCACGACGCAAGAACUCUGGGAAGGGCCCCUUCAUUCACCAGCCUAACAUUUUUGCGAGUGAGGAGUGGCGCAAAGUUCCCGAGAUUCCCGACAAUUUCGACACCGAGUCGGAAGACGAAUCUGAUGACACGCCAGCGUCCCCGUCGCCAACCAGAAAGGUGAAGAAGGUACAGAGUCUCUCGCGCCCAGCAAUCCCUCACAUGAGGACUGAGCCGGCAGGGAACUUGCUCAAGAACAAGCCGUCCCUUCCAGCACCAGCAAAGACCACGACUGGCCUGCCGCAUAUGGUAUCAAAUCAAGAGCUGCGUUCUCCCGGUGCUCUCCGCGAGCGAGAAUCACCCAACCGGCAGGUCUCCAAGAUCCCGUCUUUUGCAAACUUAUCGUCCGCGAGCGGUAGCGACUCAUCCACUAGAGGUGGGCUGUCUCGCAAGCAAUCCGUGGCGGGCCAGCAGGGGAACAGCGGUGGUCUUGUCAGCAAGAUGGGCAACGUCCGUGGCCGAACGCUUGUCGAGCUUUCGCAGGCGCGUGCCGGUGGAAGGAUUCUGAACAGCAAUGAGAAUCUGAAGCCCGCCCCCGUCUGGGACCCCGAAACCGUGGACGAAAUGCCGAGCCCCUUCCUGAUCCGCAGCAAGCACAUUCCCAAACCCAUUCCGGGACUCUGAAGCAGCUCAGGCAUCCUCGCCGAGUCUCGUUGCUGUUGUACAAAAGCUGCUACCGCCCACUUGGUCGGUCUAAUCAUGAGCACCUUUUCAGACAGAAUCUGCAGUGCGCAAUCUAAAUGGCAAGCACUCGGCAGCGGAGCGCAUAUUCUAGUUGCAGCUGCCCACAGCUAACAUUGCUGAUGGCAAACACAAACGCUGCAUAUUUCUCUCUUCCUUUUGUUUUCUCCUUUGCAAAUCAGCAUUGCUAUACGAGAUUGGACGCCACGGCGUGAAAGACGCAGGAAGGCGAGAUACCAAAUCACCAGUUGCCCGGGUGUCGGGCACAACGAGCCGCAUUUCUUUUGUCGAUGGGCAUGAAAACAACGCUGAGGUUAUUCACGCAUGUCUUCUGAGCGAAUGCAUGACGAUGGCAGGUAGCGCCGGGGCUGCCGGGGAAGCGACAGGACGACAUGCUCGCCUUAUUCACAUGGGGCCAAUGUGAAAGUGACGUUGAUGGAACCAAGGCACGGAAUCCGACCUUCGAGGAUAAUACUUUUUUCCCGGACGACUUUGCGCAUUCUCAGUAUACGAAGAAAAAGGGGCAUAUUUGUUCUUGACCGGCGUUAGAGGGCGGAGGGCAUCACGAGCGGUUUUUCUUGUUUUUUGAUUCGCGUUAUGAGCUACCCCAGGAUGGAUUUCCAAAUCCAGUUGGAUGGACUUGGUAUGGCCACUGCCAGACACGAGAAAGAAUAGGCAGGACAGCCCAGCUACUGCAGCUACUGCAGCAAAGCUGGCUAGUAACCCUUGGGAAGCUAGUCAGCUAGUCAGCUCAUGAUAAGAGUGCAGCAGCAAGCAGUAGUGGAAUUUGAUUUGAGAUAUUAUGUA